AUGGGCCUUGCUCUGCUCCGCCUGCUGACCUUCGCCUGGGCGCUGACGCUGGGAGGUGCCACGGACGCGCAGUUCGACGAGCUGAUCGGGCCGCGCACGGUCACCCACGGCCUGGCCAACUUCACCGGCUACGGCUGCCACUGCGGCCCCGGCACCCGGGGACCCGUCCUGGACAAGAUCGACAAGUGUUGCCGCGGCCACGACUGCCGCUACGACAAGGCCGAGAUGUUCGGCUGUGCCCCCGGCACGCACACCUACAGAUAUUACUCCCUACCAGGCAAGAUCAAGUGUGUGAAAACCCGCUAUCGCUGCGAGAAGAUGGCCUGCGAGUGCGACCAGAAGGCGGCCAAGUGCUUCGGGAAACACCCGUUCGUCUACGACCCGCAGCGACUGCGUUUCCCCAGCCUCGUCUGCUCUGGGCCGCUACCCUUCUGCUAA
Ornithorhynchus anatinus (platypus) is the source of this 438-nucleotide messenger RNA. Its product is annotated as phospholipase A2 homolog otoconin-22-like. The transcript is spliced from 4 exons. Gene Ontology annotation, molecular function: phospholipid binding; calcium ion binding. Lineage: Eukaryota; Metazoa; Chordata; Mammalia; Monotremata; Ornithorhynchidae. Bases 1 to 438 code for a protein of 145 amino acids. Gene Ontology annotation, biological process: phospholipid metabolic process; arachidonate secretion; lipid catabolic process. The record is from RefSeq and is a predicted model, not a curated record.